Molecule: messenger RNA, 4173 nt
Organism: Penaeus vannamei (Pacific white shrimp)
Lineage: Eukaryota; Metazoa; Arthropoda; Malacostraca; Decapoda; Penaeidae
Source: RefSeq, a predicted model, not a curated record
AUGAAUCCAAAAGCCCCAAAAAUUGCACAAACCAAUACACGUAAUGCAAACCAGUACAUUAACCAAUUUUCAAAAUUUGACACCCUAAUACCCCCCAAUUCCUUUGAUUUCGAACGUCACCCCGUUCCCCGCCGAAACCCGCAGGAUGAAUACGAACUCAUCCAGCGCAUCGGGAGCGGGACUUACGGCGAUGUUUACAAGGCAAAACGUCUUAUUACAAAUGAGUUUGCAGCCAUCAAGGUCAUCAAACUGGAACCAGGUGAUGACUUCACCAUCAUCCAGCAAGAAAUCCUGAUGAUGAAGGACUGCAGACACCCAAACAUUGUUGCUUACUUUGGGAGUUAUUUACGGAGAGACAAACUCUGGAUAUGCAUGGAAUUUUGUGGAGGUGGAUCCCUGCAGGAUAUAUACCAUAUUACUGGACCUCUUCAAGAGCGUCAGAUUGGUUAUAUGUGCAGGGAGACAUUGCGAGGGUUGGAGUAUCUCCACCGUAUGGGUAAAAUGCACAGAGAUAUAAAGGGCGCCAAUAUCUUAUUAACGGAGAAUGGUGAUGUGAAGCUGGCUGACUUUGGUGUGUCAGCUCAGAUCACAGCCACCAUUAGCAAAAGAAAGUCUUUCAUCGGCACACCAUACUGGAUGGCACCAGAGGUUGCUGCAGUGGAGAGGAAGGGUGGCUAUAAUCAACUUUGUGAUAUUUGGGCUGUUGGAAUUACGGCCAUUGAGUUAGCCGAACUCCAACCACCUAUGUUUGACCUUCAUCCAAUGCGUGCCCUUUUUCUUAUGUCCAAGAGUGGCUUCAAGCCCCCAACGUUAAAAGACAAGGCAAAGUGGACGCAAAAUUUUCAUCAUUUUGUUAAGCUGAGUCUAACAAAGAACCCCAAGAGACGUCCGACUGCCGACAAAUUACUCCUUCACCCCUUUGUGGCGGCUGACCUUCCCAAGUGGCUGGCUGUUGAAUUGCUGCAGAAAGCUCACAACCCACAGCAUUCAUUCCCUCCUGAGUUAGAGAUUGAUGAGGAAGGGGCAGUUACAAAUGUUCCUCAGAGAAUAACCUCAAGAACUCCAGCACGACCUAAGCAGAGAACUAAGUCAGAAUUGCACAUGGAAUCUGUCAACUUUGGUGCUCCACUAGUCACAGAAUUAAACGCAGAGCCCCCUCCAGCCAGGUACCAGGGGGCAGGGCAACCGUGGGACCCAGCCAUGGAGGAGGGAGACGUAUCGCUUGACAACCAUGACGUUGCAUCCAUGUUGAUGGAGAGUGAUCCUGAUAAUGACGUAAAAACCAAUCUGACCUGGACCCAGUCACUCCCUGGAGCACGGAGGGGCAGAGUGGGGCACAGGGACCCAACGGCUAAUGGCCCCAAUGAGAAUGGUGGCUAUUUGAGACUAGAUAUGGACAGCAGCGAUAGAGACUAUGCAAAUUUACCUCCCCUUGAUCUCUCUUAUCACUCUGACCUGAGUUACUAUGACCCCCCCAAUGCUAUGAGCACCUCCUAUGGUUCCAACCAGCAACCACGGAGGGCUGGGAGGAGCUUUGAGCUGGGUGACGGGGGCAUCCAAGAUUCGUUCACACACGACUACUACUUAAAUAAUCACUACAGUCAACGAGAGAUGGACAAUAAACACUCAUACCUUGAGGGUAGUAAUGGUUACUCAGUUCCUGACAGUGAUAACAACGAUUACAUGACAACCUCAUUCAUUUUGAAGGAGGAGGAGGUUCCUUAUCAUGACCCAACCUGUACAGUUGCUGACUGUCAGAGACCUAGCUGUCUGAUCCCGGACUAUUGUGAUGACACGACCAUACCAUACCGUUCCCUAGCCCCAAAAGACCAGUCCGACCAAGGGACCGAACGCCCCACUCGGUCCCGAUCCCGUUCGCGACACCACAAAAGACACCGGCACCGUUCGAAGAGUGACAUGGGCUCCUUGAAUGGCCCUCAACAAGCCCCCCCCUCCUUCCGGGAUGCCCAGGAAGGCCCUCCCGCGAGUGAGGCGAUGUCCGACACUCUUAGAAGGGAGAAACGGCCCCUCUCUGGCUCAGACGUGCUGCGAAUGUCUCCAAGGAGCCUAUUGCAGUAUAUUGAUGAAGAGUUGCGAAUGAGGGGUCACAGCGAUCGUCUCUCUGACUUGGACGUGGACAUGACCUACUCCUCGCAAGCAACCCUGCCGGUGGGUAUGGAUGAUACCUCCCUAACUGAAGCUAGUCAGGCCCUCGACAAGGCCAAUCAUAACAGCAGGUACAGUCAGUCAUCAUCGCCGGGACGGGAACGAGGGCAUGCAAGAAGACAUUCCAGUGCUGAUGCUCACCAGGAAGAAGGGGAAGAGCUCACUGACCAGACUGCCACUCUUACCCUGACGUCGGCAACAGCACGCCAGAGAGCUCAGAGCGACAGCCAGCAUGACCGCAGACGUGAUGGUUCAAAAGAGAAUGGGCAAGCAGGGAGUGGAGGAGAGGAGGAUGGAAGUGGCACACCUCCUGUUCCACCUCGGAGAAAAGACAAACGGAGACACAACACACCACCGAGACCUCAGUCAAAUGGCUUACCACCCACUCCAAAAGUCCAUAUGGGAGCUUGCUUUUCAAAGGUGUUUAAUGGUUGCCCACUACAUAUCCACUGUACUGCCUCAUGGAUACACCCAGACACUCGAGACCAACACAUACUGAUUGGAGCAGAGGAAGGGAUUUACACUUUAAAUCUCAAUGAGCUACAUGAAGCAGCCAUGGAGCAGUUAUUGCCUACGAGAACCACUUGGAUGUUUGUCAUAAAAGAUGUGCUUAUGUCCAUAUCAGGAAAAGGUCCUUAUCUCUAUCGGCAUGAGUUGAUUGGCCUUCACAAUCGACAUUUGCACAAGUUCUCGCUCCCCAUGAAUAAAAUUCCAGAAAAGUUCUUGCCAAGAAAAUAUGCAAUCACGACUAAGGUUCCAGAUACAAAAGGGACUUUGCGAUGCUGUGUAGGCCGUAAUCCCUACAAUGGCUACAAGUACCUGUGUGGCGCAACCAGCUCCUCUCUGUACCUGAUGCAGUGGUAUGACCCUCUUAACAAGUUUAUGCUGCUCAAGCAAAGUGAGUGCUACCUGCCUCAUCCCCUAAGAGUAUUUGAGAUGGUGAUCACGCCGGACCUAGAGUAUCCCCUCAUGUGUGUUGACGUCAACCGCAGCUACGGCUCGGAGGACAUCCUACGCCAUAACCUCAUAAACCUCAAUACUGGCACGACUUGGACCCCUGAAGAUGACGAGGACAUGGAUGGAAUGGCUACUGUGGUCCCCCGGCAUAAUUUGAAUGUAAAAAAUGUCACGCAAAUUGAGAAGGAUGCCAUUCUAGUCUGCUUUGAAAAUGUUGUGAGAGUAGUUAAUUUACAAGGGAAGAUUAAGGAAAGAAAAAAACAGACAUCGGAACUCAAGUUUGAUUUCAAUAUUGAUUCCAUAGUGUGUUUAACGGACAGUGUGUUAGCAUUUCACGAGCAUGGGAUGCAAGGUCGAAGUUUCAAGAAUGGGGAAAUCACACAAGAGAUUAUCGACAACUCUCGACUCUUCAGGUUACUUGGCUCUGACCGGCAUUUACGGGAUUCAUUUCAUCCAGACACAGUCCCGAGAAUUAUCACACUGGAGAGCCGACCAUCGUCAAUGUUGGAGCCGAGUAGCGCAGCCUCAGGGGAGAACCAGGGUGUCAACUUGUACAUUCUUGCUGGACAUGAAUCUAGCAUGUACUGAGCUGUCCUCUGAUGGCUGCUGCAACAGUGAGAGCAGGAAACAACGAGAGCAACAAGGGGUUCAAAUGGCUUGAGUGAGCGUGGCUUGGUGUCCGAAAAAAAAUGUGCUGGGACUAGUGUUUAGGGUACCAGAGAGGGACACCCUGCAAUCUCUUUGGAGUCCAGAUCUUGGUGUAGAGAUGCGUGUGUGAUAUACCAAGGUACCAGGUACUAUUUUCCCUAAAAAGACAAAAGAAGAAUGUUGUCUUAAUUAAAGGAAGAAAAGAAGUGAGAGAAUUCAAUGGUUUAGACAAUAGAAGAGUGCUUUUAAUUGGUUCAAGUCUGCCCGGAUACCUGAACUUUUGUGUUUUUAAUUGAAUUUUGCCUCGACUAUGACUUCCUGGAUUGCUCAGAGUGAGAAAUGGAAAUUCCUUUUUGACAGGAUUUAUAUCUACCAAAGAGGUGAGUGACUUCUAAAACAUGG